This is a messenger RNA of Colletotrichum higginsianum IMI 349063, 444 nucleotides long. RefSeq lists its product as uncharacterized. Bases 1 to 444 code for a protein of 147 amino acids. The record is from RefSeq and is a predicted model, not a curated record. The transcript has a single exon. Lineage: Eukaryota; Fungi; Ascomycota; Sordariomycetes; Glomerellales; Glomerellaceae.
AUGGUGAAAAAGAACGAGCAAUGCUGCGAAGGCGAGGACGAAGACGAGGACGAGGACAUGAUUAAAGUCAAGAAGCCAGUCCGAGGCACAGAGUACCGGGUAUCGGUACAGAACAGAGGACUCUGUACUCUGUACAGACGGAGAGAAAUGGCUGCAUGUGCCUGGGCCGGUGCGCCAAGGAGAGGCCGGUUGGGAACAAAGGAAACCCCAGCGUCCCCAGCUGGACUAUUCUUGACGCAGGUGACUCGGGACAGGAUGGGUUUCGCGUUUCUGAUUCUAGAUUUCGACGCUGACGCGAGCACGCAAAUGGGACGCAGAGCACGUUUGACCUUGUCGAGCCACUGGCAGCUGAUGGCCGAGGAAUCCACCACGGCCGUGUGUCGCGCGUCCUUCCCCUUCCCCGUCUUUUGCUGCUAUUUCCAGAUACCAGCUCGGGAUCCCUGA